AUGUUAGAUGAAAGACCAUAAUCUGAUAAAUAAAACUAAUCAUUGCAGAAUAUUACUCUUCCACCCAUUCAAAAACAAGGUAUCAGAAAUAUAAUAGCUAAAGCUAGAAUUUAACAAUUAGAUUUAUCAAAGUUCAAUAUGAUGCCUAAUUCUGAAAUGACAUUUACUAACUAAUACAAAGAAAGAUGUCCAACUUCCAUACAAUAAGUUUAAAAUCAAAUUUCCGAAAGAAAAUAUCCAAAGCUUGAAAUAUAAAAAUAAUAAAUUUAGCAGAUACCAUCAUACAGACCGCCUUUACCUCCAAUUUAAAAGGAUUAAAUAGAUACUAGUAGACUUAGUGUGAAUAAAAAGUUCAAGAAAUAGGUAUCGAAUGCAUCCAAUUUAUCUGCUAAUGCUUUAAAGCUAAGUGAAAGGUUAAAGAUAGAUUUGGUAAAAGUAAACAGGGAUAAUUCGAUUAAUAAAGGGUAUGAUGAAAAUUCAAAGUAUAUGAGUACAUACAGGUCAUUUUCGUCUGAAAAAUCAUCAGAACAAGGUCCAGAAACUAUCCGAAGAUCUUAAUCAUCAUAAAAAGGUGGAAUAAGAGAGAAAAUGUAGCUAUAGCUAAAUAUAAAUGUAGUCACUACUCCUUUGAAUAAAAUAAAACCUGUGCAUUCAAAUACUACGAUAAUGAGAGAAAAUUUGAAAUAUCAUGAGCCUUAACUAUCUGGUAGGAAUUAGUUGACAGUGCAGAAGAAGCCUAAAAGAGAAAAAUUGAGAAGAGGGUCAACUAGUAUUAGAAAUAUGGGAACAUCCCCAUUAAACAUCAAUACCAUGAAAGUAAGUUCUUUCGGAAAUCAUAAAAGCAGUACGCAAGCAUUAUCAGCAAAUAAGGGCAAAGAUAUGAAAGCAUAGUCAACUCACAUGAAAUCUUCACUUCUGAAAAAUUUCUGCUCUCCAUCAAAUCGAUUAAGCCUAAAAUAGUAAGAACUUAAUGCGAUAAAUAAGAGAGUUAGUGAACUUGGAUAAGUUAAAAAAUAUUAGGACUAUAUUAGAUAAAAUUCUCACCAAUUACAAUAAUUAUGA
Molecule: messenger RNA, 1062 nt
Organism: Stylonychia lemnae
Lineage: Eukaryota; Ciliophora; Spirotrichea; Sporadotrichida; Oxytrichidae
Source: the annotation of a GenBank genome assembly